Messenger RNA from Penicillium salamii, 372 nucleotides. The record is from the annotation of a GenBank genome assembly. NCBI's taxonomy places the organism in Eukaryota, Fungi, Ascomycota, Eurotiomycetes, Eurotiales, Aspergillaceae.
AUGCGUUUCUUCCACGUCUUCCCUUUACUCCUGGCUCCCUUGGCCCUGGCUGCUCCCGAGCCGCGACCCAAUCCCGUUGCUGCUGCGGCACCAGCCGCCACUGGCGGACUACUCGAGGAACUGCCCGAUAUCCUAGGUGGUGUUUCGGGUCUCUUGACCAAGGAUAAUGUCAACAAAUUGGAUACCAUUCUCGAUGGUGCGGCCAAGCUGCUCAAGUCCGACAAUAUCGAUAUCUUGCAGGAUAUUCUGAACAACGCACAUUCCCUGUUGACCAAGAGCUUUGUCGAUAACACGACGACUCUUAUCGGGGAUGCGACGCCACUGGUGGAGGACGUUUCCAAGCUUCUGGGUGGUAUCUUGGGAUCAUUGUGA